Messenger RNA from Mobula hypostoma (lesser devil ray), 4812 nucleotides. RefSeq names its product zinc finger protein 521 (gene znf521). Gene Ontology annotation, cellular component: chromosome; nucleus. Bases 681 to 4706 code for a protein of 1341 amino acids. NCBI's taxonomy places the organism in Eukaryota, Metazoa, Chordata, Chondrichthyes, Myliobatiformes, Myliobatidae. The record is from RefSeq and is a predicted model, not a curated record. The transcript has 8 exons. Gene Ontology annotation, molecular function: chromatin insulator sequence binding; DNA-binding transcription factor activity, RNA polymerase II-specific; RNA polymerase II transcription regulatory region sequence-specific DNA binding. Gene Ontology annotation, biological process: regulation of transcription by RNA polymerase II.
CCUCAGUGAUUACGUACAGUGCGUAUCCCUGUGGGUAUGGGGCCCCCUCUGGAGCUGUCCUGAUGGGUUUGGGGCCUUGUUUAAAUUUUCCAUUAUUAUGUGGAGUACCGGAGCGACAGCGCAGUCCAAGAUCUUGCAGGUUUGUGAUGAGGAAGGAUCGGGGCAGGUCGCCACUCUCUGUUCUGCUCAGAAUUGACCUUUUGCAAGCGCUGCGUCCAAACAAGGAUUUUUAAAUAUAAAGAUGUGUAUGUAAAAUUAUAGAAAGACCCCCUCUCCCCCCAGGAGGAGUUUCAAGAAUGCAGCAAAAGUAUUAUAAGCUUCCAAUAUAUUUUUUAUUUUAUAUACGCUUGAUUUUUAUCCCCUGCAUUUUAUUUUUUUAAAAAGAAAAAAACAAUUGCGGGUGGACUGUAGUGAUCUUAAGUCUUUGAAGAUUUAAUUCUUUAUUGCAAGAAAAGAACGGAUUUUACUGGAUGCUGCCGUUUUUUUGGAGUGCGUUGAUCUGAUUAUUUUUAAUUCUAUGGGAGAGAGAUAAAGAGAGAGAGAGAGAGAGGGGCAGCAACAUUUUCAGUGGGCGGCCGAGCGCUGGGGAACGUAUCAAGGGGGCUUUUAAUAAGAGAGGCGAGGACAAAAAAAAAGCCCCAUACCGAAGUCUUGAAGAGGGUAUUUCUUUUACGCUUAGGAUGUCUCGCCGCAAGCAAGCUAAGCCAAGAUCACUGAGAGUAGAAGAAAAUGAUUCUGAAGACCUACGGCAGACCGUGGGACAGACGAGUGGGCAAAGUGACGGCCCAGAUGUGGAGGAUGACCCCUCGUGCUCGUGGCCCCCCUCCUCCCCGUCCAGCAAGGACCAGGGCUCGCCGAACCACGGUGAGGGUCUGGAGGUGGGCGAGGAAGAGGGCGGCGCCGGGCUGCCCUACCCCUGCCAGUUCUGCGACAAGUCCUUCAGCCGGCUGGGCUUCCUGAAACAUCACGAGCAGACGCACGGGGACAAGCUGCCUUUCCGCUGCACCUUCUGCAGCCGCCUCUUCAAGCACAAGCGCAGCCGCGACCGUCACCUCAAGCUCCACACUGGGGACAAGAAGUACCACUGCAGCGAGUGCGAGGCCGCCUUCUCCCGCAGCGACCACCUCAAGAUCCACCUCAAGACCCACGCCUCCAGCAAGCCGUACCGCUGCCCCGUCUGCCGUCGCGGCUUCCUCACCCCCAGCUCCCUCAGUGGCCACAUGCAGGUUCACGAGAAGCCCCGGGGCGGGUCUUCCCCUCCCCCCUCCGCUCCCUCCUCCACCUCCUCUUCCUCCUCCUGCUCCGCCGCCGCCCUCUCCAGGCUGGACGGCUGCUGGAGGCCGCCGGAGAGCCGGAAGUGCAGCCGGUGCGAGGAGGGCUUCGACCUGCCCGAGGAGCUGCAGCGGCACAUCGGGGAAUGCCACCCUGAGCGCUCGCCCUCCGAGGAGGACGGCGGGGUCGGGAGCGUGGUCCUGGCCCCCGCGCCUGGCUCCGGCCCCGCCCUCCAGUGCGCCUGCUGCUCCGAGCCCUUCGCCGAGGAGGGGGCGCUGCUGGCCCACGCCGGCCGCGCCCACUGCCGCGACCAGCCGCCGCGCUGCGGCCUCUGUGCCCAGCGCCUCCUCUCCGCCGAGGAGCUGCGGGCCCACCUGGACGCCCACCGGCGGGCGGAGGCCGCCGGCAGCCGCAGCCCCUCAGUGGUGACCCUGGGCUAUGCCUCCGUCUCCAGCACCACGCCCGACUCCAAUCUGUCGGCCGACAGCUGCUCCGCCGUGCCCGACGGGGGCAACCCCGCUCCCCAGCCUCAGCCCCAGCCGCUACUGCUGCUGCCCAGGCAGCGGAGCAGGAAGAGGGGGUCGCAGUCAGCGCCAGAAGGGGCGGGCCCCCUCCUCAAGCGGCCGCGGGAGAGCUACAGCUGCGCACACUGCGCCCAGCGGGCCUUCAGCAGCCUGCCCGUCCUGCAGGCCCACCUGAAGGCUGCACACCUGGACCAGCCUGAGCAGCUGCACCCCUGCCAGCUCUGCCUGGAGAGCCUGCCCUCCCUCCUCAACCUGCAUGAGCACCUGCGACAGGCCCACGGUGGUGAGGCGGAGCAGGCCCUCCCUCCGGCGCCGGCCGCCAUCGCCACUGCCGGUGGGGGUGGCUCCUCCUCACCCUCCCCUUUCCCCUGCAACUUCUGCUCGGAGGCACCGGCCGAUCUGAACAGCCUGCAGGAACACAUCCGCCGCUGCCAUAGCCUGGCCACCGGACAGCCCCCUUCCAAGGGCAGCAACGCCUUCUUCUGUCCCCACUGCCUGAUGGGCUUCCUGACGGAGGCCUCGCUGGAGGAUCACGCCCGGCGUUCCCACUCCCAGACCACGCCGGCCCCCAGCCUCGACUCGCCCUCACUCCUCGCCACCACCGCGCCCCACCAGGAGCCUCUGCUGGAGGUCUACUCCUGCCCCUACUGCACCAACUCGCCCGUGUUCAGCAGCGUGCCCCGGCUCAACAAGCACGUGAAGGAGAACCACAAGAACGUGCCGUUGGCCCUGGCCUACGACAACGGUAGCCGCAGAUCGAGCCCUGCCUCACCCGAGCAGGGGGGCCCCAUCAAGGCAGGCCAGGGGGGGUCCCAGCUCCCGGGUGAGUACACCUGCAGCCAGUGCGGCGCCAAGUUCGCAUCGCCAGAUGGCUUCCAGGCGCACCUGAAGACGCACCUGGGCACCGUCCAGAGGAAGCUAGCCUGCCCGCAGUGCAGCAAGGAGCUGCCGUCCCACGAGGCGCUCCUCAAGCACGUUACCGUCCACUUCACGGUCACCUCCACCUACUACAUCUGCGAGAGCUGCGACAAGCAGUUCACCUCCGUCGACGACCUGCAGAAGCACCUGCUGGACAUGCACACCUUCAUCUUCUUCCGCUGCACCCUGUGCCAGGAGAUCUUCGACUCCAAGGUCUCGGUCCAGCUGCACCUGGCUGUCAAGCACAGCAACGAGAAGAAGGUGUACCGCUGCACCUCCUGCAACUGGGACUUUGCGGGCGAGGCGGAACUGCAGCUGCACGUCAAGCUGAACCACCUGGAGCACCGCGGCAAGGUUCACCGCUGCAUCUUCUGUGGCGAGGUCUUCGGCACGGAGGUGGAGCUGCAGUGCCACGUCACCAGCCACAGCAAGAAGUACAACUGCAAGUUCUGCAGCAAGGCCUUCCACGCCAUUAUCCUGCUGGAGAAGCACCUGCGCGAGAAGCACUGCGUCUUCGAGGGCCGGGGGCCGGCCUGCGCCGCCAACGGGGCCUCCGAGCCGCUGCACAAGGAGGACGAGGAGGCAGCGGCGACAGCAGCUGAGCUGCAGACCAUCCUGGCCAACCACCGGGAGGCCCAGAGCAGCCGGGACGGCAGCGAGGAGGACCUGGACGGGGCGGAGACCAUGUACGCCUGCGACAUCUGCGGGGCGGCCUACACCAUGGAGUCGCUCCUGCAGAACCACCAGCUCCGGGACCACAACAUCCGGCCCGGAGAGAGCGCCAUGGUCCGGCAGAAGGCCGAGCUGAUCAAGGGCAGCCACAAGUGCGACGUCUGCUCCCGGACCUUCUUCUCAGAGGGUGGGCUGAGGGAGCACGCCCAGACCCACCUGGGCCCGGUCAAGCACUACAUGUGCCCCAUCUGCGGCGAGCGAUUCCCCUCCCUCCUCACCCUCACCGAGCACAAGGUGACGCACAGCAAGAGCCUGGACACCGGCACCUGCCGCAUCUGCAAGAUGCCACUGCAGUCGGAGGAGCAGUUCCUGGAGCACUGCCAGAUGCACCCUGACCUCAGGAACUCCCUGACCGGUUUCCGGUGCGUGGUCUGCAUGCAGACCGUCACCUCCACACUGGAGCUGAAGAUCCACGGGACCUUCCACAUGCAGAAGACGGGCGGCGCCCCGGGGGGGCAGCAGGCCCAGCGGGGGCAGCCCCUGCCCAAGCUUUACAAGUGUGCCUCUUGCCUACAGGAGUUCCGCUGCAAGCAGGACCUGGUGAAGCUGGAUAUCAAUGGGCUACCCUACGGACUGUGCGCCUCCUGUGUGGGUGGCGGCGGCGGCGGGGGAGGCGGGAAGCGGACCAGCACCCCUCCCGCCGGCCCCGAGGGGGGGCUGCCCCAGAGCCGCUGCAUCAACUGCAACGUGAAGUUCGAGAGCGAGGGCGAGCUGAGGAGCCACACCCUGUCCGCCCACCCUGAGCCGGCACCCGACGGCCCCAGGCGCCCCAAGACACCCCAGGUCUCUCCCCUGUCCAAGGUCAGCCCGCCGCAGCCGGAAGAGAAGAAGACGUACCAAUGCAUCAAGUGUCAGAUGAUCUUUCAAUGCGAGUGGGACAUCCAGGUUCACGUGGCCAAUCAUAUGUUGGGAGGGGAGAGGCCAGGAUUGGUUCUACAGCGUGGGAUGGAAGGGGAAACUCGCAGUCCGAGACCAUAUAAAGAGGAAGGCCUGAGUCACGAGUGCAAGCUAUGCAGCCAGACCUUUGACUCUCCAGCCAAGCUCCAGUGUCACCUCAUUGAACACAGCUUCGAAGGCAUGGGGGGCACCUUUAAAUGCCCCGUCUGCUUCACAGCCUUUGUCCAGGCAAACAAGUUACAGCAACACAUCUUCUCCGCCCACGGACAAGAAGACAAGAUCUACGACUGCUCACAGUGCCCACAGAAAUUCUUCUUCCAAACAGAGUUGCAGAACCACGCAAUGACACAGCACAGCAGUUAAUGUCAAGACUUGGCAUCGUGCUCUAGGAAGAAUGCAUUACCGAGAGUGGACAACUUCCUUGUCCCUUUUACGAGGAAGCUUUCAAAGACGGACAUUUCUGGAGAGA